Messenger RNA from Clonostachys rhizophaga, 1743 nucleotides. Lineage: Eukaryota; Fungi; Ascomycota; Sordariomycetes; Hypocreales; Bionectriaceae. The record is from the annotation of a GenBank genome assembly.
AUGGGGUGGGUUGAAAAUACCAAUGCGGCCGUUGCCAGGAGCUUCGUGGGCAGAUAUUUCCAGCUCGAUGGCUCAGGUCAUCGCCGUGAACGCAAGGGCUCCUACUUCUUCACCGAAAUCCGCGCCGGCCUCGCUACCUUCUUUGCCAUGGCUUACAUCAUUGCUGUCAACUCCUCCAUCAUCGCCGACUCUGGCGGUACCUGCGUCUGCGAGUCCACCGAGGCCGAUCCCAUUUGCGAAGCCAACACCGCCUACCUCCUCUGCAAACAGGGUAUCCGUCGCGAUGCCGUCACCGCUACCGCUGCUAUUUGCGCCUUGGCUACCUUCUGCAUGGGUCUCUUUGCCAACAUGCCCGUUGGUGUUGCUCCCGGCAUGGGUCUCAAUGCUUAUUUCACUUACACUGUCGUUGGCUAUCACGGCACCGGUGCCGUCCCCUUCCGCGUCGCAUUGACCGCCAUCUUCAUUGAAGGCUGGAUUUUCUUCGGUCUUGCUCUCUUCGGUAUGCGCCAAUGGCUCGCCCGCGCCAUCCCUGCCUCCAUCAAGGUCGCUACCGGUGUUGGCAUUGGUCUCUUCCUGACCCUCAUCGGUCUAACCUACAGUGAGGGUAUCGGGCUGGUUGUCGGCGCUACCUCUACCCCCAUGGAGCUCGCUGGCUGCUCCCCCGCGAACAAGAACGACGACGGAACAUGUCCUGGCUGGGACAAGAUGCGAUACCCCUCCAUGUGGAUCGGUAUCUUCUGCGGCGGCAUUCUCACCGUCAUGCUGAUGCUGUACCGUGUGAAGGGUGCCAUUAUUGCUGGUAUCGUGCUCGUCAGCGUCAUCUCCUGGCCUCGUGGCACCCCCGUCACCUACUUCCCCUACACCCCCCUUGGUGACGACAACUUCGACUUCUUCAAGAAGGUUGUGGACUUCCAUCCCAUCGAGAACAUCCUGGCGGUUCAGGAAUGGAACAUCUCCGAAUACGGCGGCCAGUUCGGCCUCGCCCUCAUUACCUUCCUCUACGUCGAUAUCCUCGACUGCACUGGUACCCUUUAUGGAAUGGCCCGCUUCGCUGGACUCAUCGACCCCGUCACCCAGGACUUCGAGGGCUCUUCCAUCGCCUACAUGGUCGACGCCAUCUGCGUCUCCAUCGGCGCCAUCCUUGGUGUUCCCCCCGUCACUGCCUUCGUUGAGUCCGGCGCCGGCAUCUCCGAAGGUGGCAAGACCGGUCUCACCGCAAUGGUUGCCGGUCUCUGCUUCCUCAUCUCCGUCUUCUUCGCUCCCAUCUUCGCCUCCAUCCCGCCCUGGGCCACCGGCUGCGUGCUGAUCCUUGUCGGCUCCAUGAUGGUCUCCUCAGUCACCGAAGUCAACUGGAAGUACAUCGGCGACGCCAUCCCGUCUUUCCUUACCAUCGUUCUGAUGCCCUUCUGUUAUUCCAUCGCCGACGGCCUUAUUGGGGGCGUCUGCUCUUACAUCCUCAUCAACACCCUCGUCUGGCUGAUCCGCCUCGCCUCCGGCGGCAGGAUCGUCCCCGCCAACAUCGAGGACAAGGAGCCUUGGACCUGGCGCAUCCCAGGUGGCUUCUUCCCUCCCUGGCUCGUGCGCCUCUCCAAGGGUAAGAAGGACUUUUGGAAACAGGAAGACACCGAUACAGAGACCGUUGUGCAGACGGCCGAGGGCAAGGAGAAGGGCAGCGUGUCCGAUCAGGGCGCUGCACCUGAGCCUAGCCUCGCGGAUCAGAGCAGGUCCAAGGAGGUCCAGUAG